This is a messenger RNA of Chelonoidis abingdonii (Abingdon island giant tortoise), 471 nucleotides long. Its product is annotated as tapasin-like. The record is from RefSeq and is a predicted model, not a curated record. Gene Ontology annotation, biological process: antigen processing and presentation of endogenous peptide antigen via MHC class I. NCBI's taxonomy places the organism in Eukaryota, Metazoa, Chordata, Testudines, Testudinidae. Gene Ontology annotation, cellular component: membrane.
CCAUCUGUUUAUGACACCCCCUCAGAGCCCCCUGUGGUGACGCUGCGCCCUGACCCCCUAUCGGUGGCCCCUGGGACACCGGCUGAGCUGGUCUGUGAGAUCUCUGGCUACUACCCGUUGGACGUGACAGUGAGCUGGCUGCGCCGGGGCCCCGGGGAGGCAGGGGGUGACCUGCUGGAGUAUGUGACUGAGACCUGGGAGUCAGGGCACCGGCGUGGCCCCGAUGGCACCUACAGCCUGAGCAGCUUUGCCCGCCUGGCGCCCGUCCAGCCCCGCGAUCACGGAGCCACCUACAGCUGCCUUGUGACCCACGCCGCCCUGGCCACCCCUGCCCGGAGGAGCAUCCGGCUGUGCGUGGCAGGUGCCACGGGCCCCUCCCUGGAGGAUGCCAUUGGGAUGUUCCUGGCCGCGUUCCUGCUCUAUGGGCUCUUCCGCCUCCUCGGAAACAAAGGUGUGUGCCCCCGUGUCACU